Messenger RNA from Perognathus longimembris pacificus (Pacific pocket mouse), 2368 nucleotides. It is a transcript of the gene Elk1, whose product is annotated as ETS transcription factor ELK1. Gene Ontology annotation, biological process: regulation of transcription by RNA polymerase II; cell differentiation. Gene Ontology annotation, molecular function: sequence-specific DNA binding; DNA-binding transcription factor activity, RNA polymerase II-specific. The record is from RefSeq and is a predicted model, not a curated record. The coding region runs from base 167 to 1504 and encodes 445 amino acids. The transcript is spliced from 6 exons. Lineage: Eukaryota; Metazoa; Chordata; Mammalia; Rodentia; Heteromyidae. Gene Ontology annotation, cellular component: nucleus.
GGUGCUGUAGCUCAAGUGGUCAAGUGCUAACCUUGAGCAAAAGGAGCUUAGGAACAGUACGUAGGCCCAGAGUUCAAGCCCCAGGACCAGCACAAAAAAAUUGUUGCAUGAAUAGAGAAAAGUCAUCUCAGACAUCACUAUGUGUGGCAGAUGAAAGAAGAGGAAUAUGAGAACUAAGUACCCCUGGGAUGGCGUGAGCGCUCCCCCAGUGAUGGACCCAUCUGUGACCCUGUGGCAGUUUCUGCUGCAGCUGCUGAGAGAGCAGGGUAAUGGCCACAUCAUCUCCUGGACCUCACGGGAUGGUGGUGAGUUCAAGCUGGUGGAUGCAGAGGAGGUGGCCCGGCUGUGGGGCCUGCGGAAGAACAAAACCAAUAUGAAUUAUGACAAGCUCAGCCGGGCUUUGCGGUACUACUAUGACAAGAAUAUAAUCCGAAAGGUGAGUGGCCAGAAGUUUGUCUACAAGUUUGUGUCCUACCCAGAAGUUGCAGGGUGCUCCACAGAGGACUGCCCACCCCAGCCUGAAGUGACUGUAGCCUCUGCAGUGGUAAAUGUUGCCCCUGCUGCCACACAUGCUGCAUCCGGAGACACUGCCACCGGAAAGCCAGGUACACCCAAGAGUGCAGGAGUGGCGGGUCCUGGCAGCCUGGCACGCAGUAGCCGGAAUGAAUAUAUGCGUUCCGGCCUCUAUUCCACCUUCACAAUCCAGUCCCUGCAGCCACAGCCACAGGUACCUCCUCACCCUCGGCCUGCGUCGGUGCUCCCCAACACUGGCUCUUCAGGAGCAGCAGCACCCCCCUCAAGGAGCAGGAGUGCCAGUCCAAACCCCUUGGAGGCCUGCCUGGAGGUGGAAGAAGCUGGCCUGCCUCUGCAGGUCAUCUUGACCCCUCCUGAGGCCCCAAACAAGAAAUCAGAAGAGCUGAAUGUGGAGCCAAGUCCGGGCCGCCCAUUGCCCCCACAAGUGAAAGUAGAGGGGCCCAAGGAGGAGCUACAAGCUUCAGGGGAGGCAGGAUUGGGGCGGGAAGCUGCCAAGGGUGAUCCAGAAGUCCCGGCCACGGAGGGCCUGCAAGCCCGGCUGCCCACAGUACUUAUGGAAACAACGGCCCCAGUGGGUGGCCUCUCAGCUUCCACCUCUGAGAUUGCUCAGCCCCAGAAGGGCCGGAAACCCCGAGAUCUGGAACUUCCACUUAGCCCGAGCCUGCUGAGUGGACCAGGACCUGAGCGGACUCCCGGAUCAGGAACUGGCUCUGGUCUGCAGGCUCCGGGACCGGCGCUGACACCGUCUCUGCUACCUACGCAUACAUUAACCCCGGUGCUGCUGACACCCAGCUCGCUGCCCCCCAGCAUUCACUUCUGGAGCACCCUGAGUCCCAUUGCGCCCCGCAGUCCAGCCAAGCUCUCCUUCCAGUUUCCGUCCAGCGGCAGCGCACAGGUGCACAUCCCUUCCAUCAGCGUGGAUGGCCUCUCGACCCCCGUGGUGCUCUCCCCAGGGCCUCAGAAGCCAUGACUUCCAUCACCACCACCACUAACACCCCCUUCUGGGGUCACUCCAUCCAUACCCCUGAACUUCUCUCCAGCCAGCCAUCUCAAGGAGAAACAUAGAACAACUAAGUGACUUGUGCUUUGGUUGUGAUGGGGUGGGGAUUCCUGGGAAGAAGGAUCUCUCACUCACUAACUCUUCCACCGAAAACAUACAACUUCUCCCUUUGCCAAUCCUUCAGUGGCCGCCUUUACACGUCUCCUACUUCCAUGGUAGAGGCGGUUUAUUUAUUUAUUUUUUGAAGGCCACUGGGAGGAAUCUGGCCCGAUCCUUUUAGGGGGUGGUUGAGACAUUUCCUUAAUCUUCUCACUUUUUUAUCCUCAAGACAAGACAAUCGGGGUCUGGCUUGAGAAGGACCUUUCUUUAUUUCUCAGCCUGCGCUUGGGGAGAUGAGGGAGCCCUGUCAAUAUUUUGGGGUGUGGGUAGAAGAGAUAGUUUGUUUUAUUAUUCCUGGUUAUACCUAAGGGUCCAGGGAAGAAAUUGUACAGUUUAACAGUUUGAGAGUCCAUCAAGGAGGAAUUACACCCUUGGGAUAACAAUUCCCUCCUCCCUAACUUUUCUCUCAGACAGUUUAUCCUUUUCGCAACCAACAUUUUGGCCAGGGAAGAACACCCCUUUUGUUGUUCUUCCCACUGAGAAGCCAUUCCUUUGUCUGCCAAAUUCCCUGGGGUCCUGCCUGUUGCCUCCCAAUGGAGGGAUUUUUUUGAGUGGUCCCCGUCUGGGGGACCCCUCCAGCCAGUACUCCAGAUCUCCCUCUCUCCCACCCCUUGCCAUUUUGAUAGUAUAAUCUAUUUUUAAAUGGGGCUUUUCAAUAUGGGAGAGGGAAGCAUC